AUGAACCUCUUUAAGCGAGCCCCAUCAGCACAGCUGGGAGAAAAUCUUCCUCAUUUGGAUGUUCAUGCAUCUCCUGCAAAUAGCCCAUUGUCCAUGGAGCAACAGCCUUUACUCAAUCCAUCAUUGCAACCUCAUUCUCCACAUAGUCCUGCUGCUGCUUCUAUUAUGCUGCAGACUGCUGAAAACAUUCUCCCUCGACCGUCUGCAUUCACUUUUCCUCAUACCGAGGUUUUAAGUAUGCGAGGGUCGGUGAUCCCAAGUAUUUCUCCCCUGUGUAUUGCUUUGACCUUGUGGGCAGCAUUGUGUUCGUAUGUGUAUAUUGUCAUGGGUAUCAGGGAGAUUUCUAUUCCAAACCAGUUGAUUGGAAUCUUAUCGGUUGUUAUGGGUCUGCUUCUAGUGUUUCGUACCAACACUGCCUAUGAUAGGCAAGUUGAUGGAUUUAGUUUUAGCCUUGCUCAAUGGUUCUGGGAAGGUCGCAGGAUGUGGGGCAAUAUGAUCACUCAUCUUCGUAAUCUGAGUCGUCUUAUUACAAUUAGUGUGCACGGACCAGACACGCCAUGUACACGGCUCAAGAAACAUGCUGCUACAAAUCUACUGUUGGCUUUUGCAGUGGCCACAAAGCAUCAUCUGCGGGAUGAGCAUGGAGUGUACUACGAAGACCUGCAUCAUUUGCUUGUGCAUAUUCCAGAGUAUGCUCCAGGUGCAGCACAUCCAACUGUUGUUAAUCUUCCAUUGGAGAUAUCUCGUCAGAUUUCAUUGUUUGUGCAGUUUUCCAAAACAUCCGAUUGGACAGAUGUGCCUACUGCGAAUGCUAUGCAAGCCGCCAUAGCAGGUCUGCUGGAUUGUUUAGGAAACUUGGAGCGUAUUGGAAAUUCUCCCAUUCCUAUGGCGUAUCUGAUUCAUCUCAAGCAAACACUGUUUCUGUAUCUUUUAUCUUUACCAUUUCAGCUUGUCAGCACAAUGGGAUGGUCAACUGUGGUAGCAGUAGCGGCAGCGUCGUUUACUCUGUUGGGAAUUGAAGCUAUUGGUGGAGAAAUUGAAAAUCCAUUUGGAUAUGACAAUAACGAUCUCAAGCUUGACAAGUUUUGUGUGGAAAUCAAGCGGGAGCUAAGAGAGAUGAUUAUUCGUGCUCCAGCUGCCCACAAUCAGGAUAUUCCGAAUUGGACACGACCAGUGGAUCUCGAGGAUAGGAGAUCGUUUGUAGCUUCGGAUUGA
Batrachochytrium dendrobatidis JAM81 is the source of this 1215-nucleotide messenger RNA. RefSeq lists its product as uncharacterized. The coding region runs from base 1 to 1215 and encodes 404 amino acids. The record is from RefSeq and is a predicted model, not a curated record. NCBI's taxonomy places the organism in Eukaryota, Fungi, Chytridiomycota, Chytridiomycetes, Rhizophydiales. Gene Ontology annotation, molecular function: chloride channel activity. The transcript is spliced from 3 exons.